CGCAGCCUCAGAAGGCAGAGCCGGUGGUGAGGAGGAGCGAGGGAGGUUGUUAGAUCUCACGGAUCAAAAUGGCGGAACGCGGAUACAGCUUCUCCCUCACCACAUUCAGCCCUUCUGGAAAGCUUGUUCAGAUUGAAUAUGCUUUGGCAGCUGUUGCAGCAGGAGCCCCGUCAGUUGGAAUUAAAGCUGCAAAUGGUGUGGUACUGGCAACGGAGAAAAAGCAGAAGUCCAUUCUGUAUGAUGAACGGAGUGUACACAAAGUGGAAUCCAUUACCAAACACAUAGGCUUGGUAUACAGCGGCAUGGGCCCUGAUUACAGAGUACUUGUUCACAGAGCGCGUAAACUGGCCCAGCAGUACUACUUGGUUUAUCAUGAGCCUAUUCCAACCGCUCAGCUAGUACAGAGGAUUGCUUCUGUGAUGCAAGAAUACACACAAUCUGGAGGUGUACGUCCAUUUGGAGUAUCAUUGCUAAUAUGUGGAUGGAAUGAGGGACGGCCGUAUUUGUUCCAGUCUGAUCCAUCUGGGGCUUACUUUGCAUGGAAAGCAACUGCAAUGGGGAAAAACUAUGUAAAUGGAAAGACAUUCCUUGAAAAGAGGUACAACGAAGAUUUAGAGCUUGAAGAUGCAAUUCAUACUGCUAUCUUGACGCUAAAGGAAAGUUUUGAAGGGCAAAUGACAGAAGAUAACAUAGAGGUUGGCAUCUGUAAUGAAGCAGGAUUUCGAAGACUUACUCCAACUGAAGUUAAGGAUUACCUGGCUGCAAUUGCCUAAUGUGGGUUAAGGAAAACUGCCAGGAUAUAUACAAAGAUCUCUUUUUUUCUUUUUUUUUAAACAGGCCAUUUAAAUAUUUGGCUUCUGCACUCUCCUUUCUACUUUGUUUAUCCGAUCGAUUUUUUAAAAGAAAUAUUAUGGAUUCAAAUGCUAUUGUCCUAAUAUUGAGAUGUGGAAUUAUUGUUCUUAAAACAUUAAACACUGUACACGAUAUAAUAGGAGUUUACACAAUCUGAAAAAAAAUAAACAUUCAAAAAUGGUGAUGUCA
Messenger RNA from Elgaria multicarinata webbii, 1041 nucleotides. It is a transcript of the gene PSMA2, whose product is annotated as proteasome 20S subunit alpha 2. The record is from RefSeq and is a predicted model, not a curated record. Gene Ontology annotation, cellular component: proteasome core complex, alpha-subunit complex; proteasome core complex. NCBI's taxonomy places the organism in Eukaryota, Metazoa, Chordata, Lepidosauria, Squamata, Anguidae. Gene Ontology annotation, biological process: ubiquitin-dependent protein catabolic process; proteasomal protein catabolic process. The coding region runs from base 69 to 773 and encodes 234 amino acids. The transcript has 8 exons.